UGCCCAUCCCCACCUUCUUCCUUCCUCAAACACACGCACCCAAUCCCCCGAUCCCCCACCUUCUUCCUUCUUCCCCGCCGCGGCACCCACACCCACCUUCUUCUCCGCCGCCUCCACCCCACCUUCUUCCCCGCCGGGGACCCCGCACCCCCACCUUCUUCCCCGUUAUGCUCCCGCACCCCCACGCACUGGCCACCGUGGCCUCCAGCAACACCUCCACAUCCACCGUCGGCUGCCCAUAAGCUGCGCCACCGGCCACCCCGCCUACCCCAGCGCAAGCCCUUCCCCUGUCCUAUUCCUCCGCCUGGACCCCGGCGACCGACGGAUCUGAGCCCCCCUGCCUUCCCGCGCCUUCUCCAUGGCCUCCUCCCCCGCCAGUGGCUAACUCAUCAAGCUCGACCUCGCUGGAAUCCCGCGGCAAACCACGACCCCGAGGGGACCCCACCCACUUCCAGUGGCUCAGUCCACCAUGCCUCCACCACGAAACGGCCGCCGGCGACGCCCAAGAUCUUGGAUCCAGGGCCACCCCGACGAGGCGCGCGGCCUCAUCUGCCCACUACCAUCCUUCUCCGUUCUUUUUCUGCAGGGAGCACCACCUCAGCCCCCGUGCAGUCCGGUGGGCGCGUGCGUGCAACGCGCUGUGUGCGGCGCCGGAUCAGCACUGCCCCAUGCAGUGCGGGCGGUGAGCACGUGCAGUCCGGUGGGCGCGUGCGUGCAGCGCGCUGAGUGCAGGCGCCGGAUCAGCACCGGUACAUGCUCUCUCUGCCGCGCGAGAGAGCCUGGUCCUAGUGGUGCAGUCCGGUGUCUGCGGAACAUGCAGCUCGCUAGCUCAUUGCACGCUGUUCCGGCGGCGCGGGAAAGCAGUACAAGGCCACGCCCGUAUCCGAGUGGUGCAGCUCGGUGCUGUUGUCCGUGCAGUUUGCUGUUGUAUUCGACAACAAUGGCAACAGAAGCUUGGUCCCCGCUAGACUAGGAACAUAUGGAACCGAUUGUGUCUUGCUGAUGGAAAAGAGGUAAUAAUACAAGGAGUUCUUCAGACUGGGUAGUGUUGUCACCUGAGAAGGGGAUGGGAGUUCAGACUGAACAUGAACACGAUAGGUAGUUGCUCAGUUUAAGAUAUUGGAUUCAGUUACAGCCACAUCAAUGAUUUAAAUAAAAUAUCACAAAAGAUGUGGAACCCAGGCCUAUAUAAAGGUUACAUGCAUGCAUUGCUAGGCUGCUAGCACCUUGGACUUGUGGAGCCAUGGGCAGGGCAUGAGAAGCAUUGGCCAACUUGUUCGUGGCUAAACUGUACUCUUUUGUUUUGUUUAGACUAAGCACACUCUUCUUAGAUAAUCUGUAUUAUCAGCCCCACAUCAAGUGCACACACUCUUUUGUUUUC
Molecule: messenger RNA, 1381 nt
Organism: Triticum aestivum (bread wheat)
Lineage: Eukaryota; Viridiplantae; Streptophyta; Magnoliopsida; Poales; Poaceae
Exons: 2
Coding region: 470-973 (167 amino acids)
Source: RefSeq, a predicted model, not a curated record